Molecule: messenger RNA, 2634 nt
Organism: Psilocybe cubensis
Lineage: Eukaryota; Fungi; Basidiomycota; Agaricomycetes; Agaricales; Agrocybaceae
Exons: 6
Coding region: 1-2634 (877 amino acids)
Source: RefSeq, a predicted model, not a curated record
AUGACAUCUACCAACAGCAAGAUAAAGAGUGAUGUUAAUAGACAGGCGGCGAAUGUCGAAUACAAGCUGGAGCAUAUCAGGAAGGACCUUGAGACGGAGAAUUCAACCAAGUGCAGCUUCGAUGCUAUUCUGAAGUACUUUCUUUCCCUUGUUCUUAGAGACGAUGACCCAAAGAAGAGGCGCUUGGAUAUCAUUCAAAAAGAGAUUGAAGUGCUUCAGUUGAAACGCUAUGGGGAGGGAAAUGGAGACACCACGAUCAGAGAAGCUGCAGUUGCUCAGGCCGACGAGUGUUUGAAGGCAGCAGGGAGUACACCAUUUGAGCAUAUCGAUGAUAAGGAUGACGACACUCGGUUUGGGUCACAGAAGGAGCAAGAACUGAUCCAAGAAAGGGAUAACAUACUGGAUAUGCUCUUACACGAGGCUCUCGAAUCAGUGCUGCCCGUUGCCAACAGUGGGGAUGUCAUUAAAACGUUGGAGAAUUUCGGGACCGCAUUUGCCAAAGGUAAAGCGGAAUCGUCCCGCUACGGGGAAUUCGUUCGUCUAUGCAACAACGCUCUCCGACGCCUAGCUUAUGUAGAUUCAAAGCGUCAGUUUCGAGAAAAAGAUCGCCUCAACAUUCGCUUUCAUCGCAAUGAUCCCAGCCAUAUCACGACCCACUCCAAAGAUAUGCAGGAUAUUCACUGUAAGCCGGAUGUUGUCAUCACGCCUCUCAUUGCUGCUCUACGUGCGGCCUCGCGGGGUCUAGAAGUCGAUGUGAACUUUGACAAACCGCCCCGGAAGAGUUUCGAAUGGGUUGAUAUCCUCUCGUGCCAGGACUUUAAAUUAGUCAAUGAGGGUAUCCCUGCAGAAGGCAACGUUGCAGCACGUACUUUCUUCGAAACUACACCUCCUCUGCCCAUUGUUACAGAAGGAUCUAUCUCAAAACGCGCAUCGGAUGAUGUAUUUCUAGCGGAAAACCCUUUGCCGUCGAAGAAACUAUGGGAAUCGAAUUCAGAGACGCCCACAAGUUCAGCAUCCACAUUUACAAGUUCGGCCAUAGUCAAUAAUUCGAAAAGAAAGGCAACCAAGGUUGAAAUGAAAAAACAGCAGAUAAUUAACGGGCGUGUGCAGUGUGCAUCUUACGCGCUCGAAAUGAUGUCUUAUAGCGCCGGGGUUCACCAUGCCAUUAAUUUACUCUUCACUGGUAUGUUCUUUCUUUCGUCUUAUAACAAGAUUUGCAUGCUCAUCAGAACAGAUGGCCAUGUGUGGAUUUGGUAUCAUGAUCGUCAGGGUGUCGUUCAGUCUGACGGCCUCAGCAUCUUUGCAGACUUUGCUCGCUUCCUUGUUCUCCUUUUUGCUUUCCAGCGUUUCCGCGCGGCAGACUGGGGGAUUAUUCGUUGCCUCAAUCCCCAAUUUAUAGAUAGGGUUGAAAACGAGCCAGUGUCGAGAAAUACGCAAGAACCAGUGCCAGAACCCGGGAUCAAAUUCAAUUUGAAACGAGAUCUGCGGAACCUCUGCGUUCCAGAAGAUCAGGGCAGAAAACUUGCAACGGUUACAAUUAACGUGAAUAAUUUUUUAUCACACCCACCACACAGCUUGAGCGGCAACACCACAGCAGUUGUUUUGUCCCAGGGCUUUGAUGAAGGCGGUGCAUUGGUACCUGUACCAAUGGUCUGUAAGAUAUAUCACCCCGAGGUUGAACGACGACACGAAGGAGCAACCAUCCAGGUCGUCCGCAAGAUCGCCGCAGACAAGGACAAGACCAUGCUCAAACACCUGCCCUCCGUACUGUUCUACGGAGAUGUGUCGGGAUGCACCACUCAUCGUAUUCGGAGCAUGAUUAAACGGCGAUGGAAGGGCCACCGCACUCUCCGGAUAUUGGGUCUCAGAAAGCUGGAGGAGAUCACGACCGUCGACGGUGCAGAUUUUAUCAAGGCUUGGCUUGAAACCGUCAUAUGUCACGCAUUUCUUUGGAAAAACUACGUUGAACAUGGGGAUCCCAGUCUAAGCAAUAUCAUGUACGACCCGGUUGACAAAUGCGGGGUUCUGAGCGACUUUGAUCUUUCUCUGUUGCAAUGGGAACCUCGUGUCAUUGGGACGGACAGAACCGGCACUGUCCCAUUCAUGGCUAUCGAACUCCUGAGCAAGAAGUACUGGGAAGGGAAAAUCCAAAGAUUUUAUCACCAUGAAUUGGAAUCAUUCAUUUGGAUUCUCGCCUAUGUGUGUCUUCUUUAUGACAGAGGGAUUCGCAAAAAGAAUGAAUCAGUCGAUUCUUGGCGAACGUCGGAUUACAAAAUUUGUUCAAAAGAAAAGCGGCAUUUCUACGGCAAUUUAGAUGAAGAACUUGCAAAUCAGGUUCAGGCAAACUAUAAGACAUACUGGCCCAUGGCUGAAGAUCUCCUUCUCAAUCUACAUAUUUACCAUGCGGAACAUCAACUUCAGAUGUUUACAUCGGCCAACAACGAACCUCGUCUGGCUUCCGACAAUCUUUGGGGAAGAUUCAACUCUGUAUUGAGCUCAACCCUCCCGCCUAACAGUAUUCCUGACCAGGACGUUCUUUUGGGACGACUCAAAGCCCAGAAGCCAUCCUUUGAACCUUCUGACGAAAAUGCGCGACAGAAGCUUUGGGCCAAAUAUUCCACCGUUAAUGAUUAA